AUGGAUCGAACCCACCAACCCGAUUCAACGACCCGACCCGGAAACACCGUGGUCCUCUCAAUCGACUGUCUGAAAGGAAGCUCAAAAAGCGACGAAUGGAGCGGCGAUAUGCUUCAAACCGGAGAUAUAGUUGAAGAGAUCCGAAUCGGGUCAGGACCCGGUUCGGCUAUUUUCAAAGCUCCGUUUAAAGGAGGUAAAGCUUGGUUACAGAAAGUUCUACACAAUUCUUAUAGGAACAAAGAAACUUCGAUCGUUGUCAGAGUCAGACGCGGUUCCGAUGAUUUCUCCGAUCUAUCUGCUUGUAUUGUUCCUAAUGAUUCCGCCGGUAAAAAACAGUAUAUGCUCAGAUCCAUUGAUGACCCGAAUUAUACUGUCGGAUUCUCCGAUCGGACCGAGUCGGAUUGUCUCGGUUUGCAAGAUUCAAGAGGAUCAAGAAUGGUGGAAGCAUUGGUGAGAGCAAAACUUCAAGAUGGUUAUGUUUCAUAUCCAUGGGAAAAAAGGAUGCAAGACGCUUUACCAAUCUCUGGAUCCAGCAGUUUCCUCUCUGUUCUUUUUCUUCCCAAAGCUUCUGCUUAUGGAAGGGCUGGUUCUCGGUACAACGACUUGGAAGACACGCUUGCUCGUGCCAAUGCGUGGUUAAGCUGUUCACAAGCUAAUGGUGUUCCCAUUGUCUUUAUGAAUAUUCAGACUGAAUCUUUGCUCACAAAGAUAUCGGGAGAAACAGCGUCCGCGACAGUUAAUACUACCUCGCUUUCGGAUUUGUCGAAUCUUGCAAACGCGAGUCUUUAUGGGUUUGAGGAUUACCAUGGAGUUGAUAUUGGCGUGGUGAGAGCAGUUCGGCUUUGGUUCGCUCCUCUUGGUGUUGAGUUCCCACUCGAAAUCAAACUCAAAGAAGAAGAUACCAAACUCGGGUUCUCCAUUAGCCGCACUGAAGAGGGUUUCAUUUACGUGUCCUCAGUGACAGACCACGAAGACGAGAAUGCACCAGCCGCAAGAUCCGGCCUAAGCUCGUUAUACAGAGAAGCGGCCAAGGCGUCACGCCGUCUGGUGGUUUCACGUGUAGGCAGCCAAAAGGUAUUGCCUUGGAUGGUUUCCUCAACAGGAGCAAUCCGCUGCUACGACACUGUUUCCCUCAGCCAGAAACUGUCACUUCACCGUCACGCCAAAGUCCAUAUCAUACUCCACGUCUUCCUAUGGGACUCCUCCUCCUCUGCCACCGCGGUUUUCUCCUCACCUCCAAGGAGCAGCAGCGGUGGGACUCACUUGUUGUUCAGUAACGAAACGCUCGAUUCUGCGGAGUUUAUGAGGCCGCCGAGACAGGUGGGUGACAGACAGGUUAUGCCAUUGGCGGAUGAGGAUGUGUUUCGGUUUGAACGCGAAAAUGCGGGUAAUGCUUCGUUUAAGUUCCAAGAAAUCCCUUUUUCUAAUGAAUCCUUGUGA
Messenger RNA from Arabis nemorensis, 1440 nucleotides. The record is from the annotation of a GenBank genome assembly. Lineage: Eukaryota; Viridiplantae; Streptophyta; Magnoliopsida; Brassicales; Brassicaceae.